Molecule: messenger RNA, 2625 nt
Organism: Syngnathoides biaculeatus (alligator pipefish)
Lineage: Eukaryota; Metazoa; Chordata; Actinopteri; Syngnathiformes; Syngnathidae
Gene: lactb
Product: lactamase, beta
Exons: 7
Coding region: 332-1966 (544 amino acids)
Source: RefSeq, a predicted model, not a curated record
AUUCAAUUUCGAUUGACGCCAUCGGGAUGAAUUGGUUUGCCGUUUUAUGAAUUGUUAUGGUUGGAGUUUACAACGACCAUCGUAGCCUCCAAUUGAUGGUUGUUGUAAUGAUUUUCCUUCCUGACUUGUCUUUGUGACGAAAAAUAAGUGGACCGCUGACCCACAUUUGCAUUGCACGGUGGCUCGAAGUUGGGGGGAUCGGUGCUUGAUUCCUCAGGUCUGUCUCCCAUGCCAGACAUCGGAAGUCAGCUUUUAACGUUCAGCGUCACGUCGAAGCAAGUGUUUUGUUUUAGACUAAGACAAAAAAAAAGACAUUUUUUUUCCCUUGAAAAUGUACCGCUUGUGGGUGCCAGGCCGUUUAUGUCCCAAAUGCUGGCUGCUGCCCUCGCGAGUUUCCACUCUGCGGACGUCACUAGACCGCGGGCGAGCUAGGCCGCCCGACAAAUGGAGUGUUGUGAACCAAAGACGAUGCUACGCAAGCGGGUCCAAUACAAGAUUUUCAAAAAACUACAAAUUUUCCUUGGUGUGUGUGUGCGGGGCUGGCGUGGGGCUCGCCUUGGUUUUUGGACUGAAGUAUCACGCGCGGGCAGAAAAGGCUUCGUGUGAUAACACGGCGAUAGAGCGACAGAAACAUCGAUACGGUGCUGCAAUCAAUGCCAGCCGAGUCCUUUUGGAGCGGAUACAGGUAAGCCCGCAGGCUGAAGUCGGAGCUCCCGGACUGGUGGUGGGGGUGGCUGUAGAUGGAGUUCCUGUCUGGUGUGAAGGGAUCGGUUACGCCGAUUUGGAGAAUCGCAUCCCGUGUACCCCGGAAACUGUGAUGCGAAUCGCCAGCAUCAGUAAGUCGCUCACGUCUGCAGCUGCUGCGCACCUCUGUGAGGAAGGAAAACUCGAUCCUGAUGCGGCCAUCCAGAAAUACAUACCGGAGUUUCCGCAAAAGCAGUUUGAUGGACAGAAUGUCACAAUAACGCCUCGCAUGAUUCUCUCCCACGUCAGUGGUAUACGGCAUUACGAGAAGGACCCAAAUAAAGUGAGGGAGAACAAGGAGAAAGCCAAGCGACUUUUGAAGCCUUCGGUGAAGGAGAAAAAGAAGGAGAAAAGCUUGUGUGACGUUAAAGAUGAGCAGAAUAUCCAAUCCAAAGAAACUUCCCGGGGGAAGAGAAAAAAAGAGUUCGAGCAUGAAGAAUACUACUUGAUGGAUAGUUUUGAAAGUGUCACUCAGGCUUUGGGACUUUUUAAGGAUGACCCGCUCAUUUUUAAACCAGGCACAACAUUCCUGUACUCCACCCACGCCUACACCCUCCUCAGUGCUGUCAUAGAGCAAGCUGCUGGACAGCACUUCCUGGAUGUCAUGACAAACCUCUUUCGGGAACUUGGAAUGCACAGUACUGUGCCCGAUCAAAACGAACCAAUCAUUUACCAUCGCGCCAGAUAUUAUCAUCUGAACAAGCGAGGACGGGUAGUGAACUGCCCAUACGUGGACAACUCGUACAAGUGGGCAGGCGGCGGCUUCCUUUCCACGGCGGGGGACCUGCUGCGCUUCGGCAAUGUUCUACUCUACAGUUACCAGAUGGCCCACGUAAAGGACACAGAAGGGCUCCUGCCCGGCUUCCUCAAACCCCAAACUGCCGUGGAAUUAUGGACUGCGGCGGACAAUACGGAGGCCAGCUGGGACGAGGACGGACGGUACGGCCAAGGCUGGCUGGUCGUGGACAAGCAGCAGAAAUACGGGCAGUGCCGAAAGCGCAGGCAUUACGUGUCGCACACAGGUGGCGCUGUGGGGGCAAGUAGUGUCCUGUUGGUGUUGCCCAGCGAGGAGAUUGAGCAGCGCCGGGGGCAGAAUGUCCUACCGCAGGGGGUGGUGGUCACCAUUAUCACCAACAUGCAGUCGGUGGGACUCAACAGCACAGCCCUGAAAGUUGCGCACGAGUUUGAUAAAGCCAGAAGCGUGGCUCCGCCUAUGACCUGAAACAGAAGGAAGCACUUUGUCCUGUUUUGCCAAAUGUGGGAGUUGAUUGUAAAUACUGUAACCCCUUUUACUGUACCUUAGUGAGUCAGUUGUAAAGCUCUUCAUGAUGUACGUCUCUGUAUGUAUUAAACAGCCUCCAAUGGUGGCACACCAGAAGGAGCACAAUGUGAGGGCGGAAUGGACUAAAGGCAUCUUUGUUGCUUUCAAUGGGGAAAGAUGAAUUGUGAUUUGACCUCUCUCACUCACUUUAUGCCCAUUUUAACCUUGGAAAAUAUCAGAACCAUCACCCCAAUAUUUUGUAUUUUAUAGAUUUAAAGCGUUUUGCCCUCCAUACAAACUCAAGACAUUAUUCAGAAAAAUAUUAAUGUUGCUUAAUGAAGGAAACUUUCACCUCCAUAAAAUCUAUCAUACUAUUCCUCUUGUUCUGAUCAUUUCAGCAGUGGAACGGGACGGAAGUAGAGAUCUCAACAUUUUAGUGAAAAUUGAUAGCAGUUUUGUGAAAAUAAGACACAUUGAGGGUUUUUUUACGCUUGCAUCAAACAUUUUAGACCGUCCCCAAUGAAAUGAUAGCUUGUGUUCCUAGUCUGUAAUCAGUCAAAAUGUUGAGCACUUUUUACUCCAGUGGGUCACUCAUGUUUACUUCCUGUUUUGUAUUCUGU